Molecule: messenger RNA, 1500 nt
Organism: Ceratosolen solmsi marchali
Lineage: Eukaryota; Metazoa; Arthropoda; Insecta; Hymenoptera; Agaonidae
Gene: Dop2R
Product: dopamine D2-like receptor
Exons: 7
Coding region: 140-1480 (446 amino acids)
Biological process (GO): G protein-coupled receptor signaling pathway
Cellular component (GO): plasma membrane
Molecular function (GO): G protein-coupled receptor activity; dopamine neurotransmitter receptor activity, coupled via Gi/Go
Source: RefSeq, a predicted model, not a curated record
UACAAUUAUUUCAGAUUUAUUCAUUUUUGACGACUUAAAUGAUUAUAUAAAUAAGUUAAAUUAUAGUUCACUCGUAAAUCUUACCUCGUAUUACGAUUCCGAAAAUCUCAACAAUGCGAGCUACGCUAAUAUUAGUUGUAUGGUGAAUAACAGUUUAGGAAAUUACAGUGAGUGUAAUGCUAGUGUGCCAAGCGUGAAGGACGAUGAUACAAAAAACUGGUGGGCACUUAUAUUAGUUGUUGUGCCAUGUCUGACGAUUUUCGGUAAUGUGCUAGUCAUAUUAGCGGUAAAAAGAGAGAGAACUUUACAAACUGUUACGAACUAUUUCAUCGUGAGUCUUGCUGUAGCAGAUCUUCUCGUAGCUAUGGUCGUCAUGCCAUUCGCUGUUUAUGUUCUGGUUUAUGGUACAUGGACAUUACCGGGAGUUGUAUGUGAUUUUUACAUAGCGAUGGAUGUAAUGUGUAGUACUAGUUCAAUUUUUAAUUUGGUGGCAAUAUCAGUAGAUAGAUAUAUUGCAGUGACACGGCCAAUCGAAUAUGCUAAGCACAAAAACAAUAGAAGAGUAUGGUUAACUAUUCUACUAGUAUGGGCAGUAUCAGCAGCAAUCGGCAGUCCCAUAGUCCUGGGAUUGAACAACACACCAGACAGAGUUCCAGAUCUUUGUCUUUUCUACCACACCGAUUUCAUCAUCUAUUCGAGCCUAAGCAGUUUUUAUAUACCUUGUCUUACCAUGGUUUUUCUAUAUUACAGAAUAUUCAGUGCACUUCGCGACAGGGAGAAAAAAAAGCGUGCAAAUCGAAAGUCUAACAUGGGAGAUAUCAAAUCCAGUUGUAUAAUUGAAAAUAUAGCCAACACGCGCAGUGGAUAUUCUGUGGCAAGGUUCGCGGAGACGGCGUUGGGUGCUGCAGCCUUGGUUGCUCCGGGUAUCGAGGAACCGACUAACACGGCAUCUGGCAGCAACGAAGACGAAGACGAAACGCCCUUGGAUCCCGUUGUUGUCAUAUCAAACGACAAGAGCACAGAGUUUUUCCUCGCUACCGUUGUGGAAGAAGCCGCGUCAAAUAGCCCUAGCGCGCCAACAACUGGAAGUAUGUGUGGGGAGAGCAUCGGACGCACACACAUAAGUAAGAAGGAUCACAAACAGGAGACAUCAUCGUCAACGGGUUCCCGUUUCAACUUGCGGAAAGCUAACAAGGCCAGUAAGAAAAAAGGGGAUAAAAUCUCGGCUAGGAAGGAACGUAAGGCUACCAAAACCCUUGCCAUUGUUCUCGGCGUAUUUUUAAUCUGCUGGGUGCCAUUCUUCACUUGCAAUACCAUGGAUGCCUUAUGCUCCAAGAUGAAGAAGGACUGCCAGCCUGGUGUUGCAGCAUUUAUUGCGACUUCUUGGCUCGGUUACAUGAACAGCUUCGUCAACCCCGUUAUUUAUACUCUCUUCAAUCCAGAAUUCCGCAAAGCCUUCCGUAAGCUCAUCAGCUUUUAGGCAUCGACGUUCCAACUAUU